UGGACCAAUGAUUAUGUGAUUUGUGUGCGAGUGUUAUGACUUGUGGUCACAAAUAUAUCCAUCAAAUGAUCGGUUGAAUCAUCUGUUGGUUGUCUUAGUCUUCAUUCAAUGUAUUGAUCCGUUGUUUGCAUAUCAGUGACAAUCACCACAAUAUGAGUGAUAAUAUUAGGGUUCGCCUCGAGUUCAGAGGAUUUCAAGACAAAACACUUCAUAACUCGUUGUUGUCGUUCAAGAAAAGUAUGACAAAAGAUGUCAAAAGUCUUCAAUUGUUAAUUGAGAAGAGGUUUCAAAUGAAAAAAAGUUUUGCGUUAUUCAUCGAUAACUUUGUAUUGGAAACCACAGAACCCAUUGAUAUUUUGAGAGAUAAUGAUCUCAUUGUAGUCGAGCCGAAGAAAGACAUGUCAAUGACUAAUAUAAAACCUAAACCAAAAAUUGGACCCAAAAGUAAAGUUCAGAAAUUAGAUGAAAAAGUAGAGAAUGUGUUACAAGAUAUCGAAGUAAAACUAAAACCAAAAAUCGGACCGAAAAGUAAAGUUAAGAAAUUAGAUGAAAGUGAAGAACAUGUGUUACCAGACAUUCAUGUAAAACAAAAACCCAAAAUCGGACCAAAAAGUAAAGUUAAGAAAUUAGAUGAAACUGAAGAACAUGUGUUAAAAGACAUUGAGAUAAAACCAAAACUGAAACCCAAAAUCGGACCCAAAAGUAAAGUUAAGAAAUUGGAUGAAACUGAAGAACAUGUGUUACAAGACAUUGAGAUAAAACCAAAACUGAAACCCAAAAUCGGACCGAAAAGUAAAGUUCGGAGAUUGGAUGAAACUGAAGAACAUGUGUUACCAGAUGUCAAAGUGAAACGUGAAAGCAAAGAGUCACUCUCAACAACACCAAGAAGUGUCUCAAAGUAUUCUCAAAAUUUUGGUUUCAGUAAAUCAAAAGAUAUGUCUAAAAGUGAGUUUAAACAAGACAUUGAUAAUGAAGAUAAAACACAAUUGAAAGAAAUAAUAAAAGAAGAAUCACCACAAAUGGACAGCGAUCUGAUUGAAGUGGUAUCCAAUCGAGAGAUUCCUUUGAGAAAAGCAUUUAAAAGCGCCAGUUCUGCCAUUAAAAGGAAACCACAAGUUAUAAGCAAAACGCCUUCUGAGAUGAGUUUAGAUGAAAUGAAAUCCAAACGAAAACGACACGCAAAAGAAUCGUAUGAAGCGGUUGACAUUUUUUCACCAAUUAUUAUAUUGGAUAGAAUUGAACUAAAAAAUGAACAAAAAUCAACUCAAAUGAGUGCUGUCUAUGAUAGUGACGAUUCCAGUGAUAUUCAAGAAGUCGUUAUCAAAAAAGUCAACUCAAUUGUUGACAAACCAACAGUUAAACGAAACGCACGAAAAAGUUUUCCCAAAAUAUCAAAAACUACUAUAAAUGGUAACAAUGAUAAACUAAAUACAAGUGAAAGCAAGUCUAGUGAUAAUAAUAAUACAAACAAAGAAGAAACGAAAGAAGUGGAAAAAGAAACGACAAUAGACUUUGAGAACAGUCAACCAUUGGUAUCGAUUCCAGAUGUCGGCGAUAUUAUAGCAUUUAAAAUGGUUACUAAAACAAAGGGUGACAAUGAUAUGUUGCAAUCAUCACAUUUUAUGAUGGCUUCCGUAUUCAAUAUUAAUUGUGAAACACAAAUGAUUGACGUUAUCCUCAAUAAGAAUCUCAACAGAAACCAUUCAAGUAUAGAUCCAGACGACCAUAUUCUCACAUUGAAGUUGAAUUGGACAACACUUUUAGAAGCAAAACUAAUUCAAAAAUCCAGUUCUCAUAUCAAUUAAUUUAUAUACAAGUAUUUGUUUUUAUUAAUC
This is a messenger RNA of Oppia nitens, 1835 nucleotides long. RefSeq lists its product as uncharacterized. Gene Ontology annotation, molecular function: U2 snRNA binding; U1 snRNA binding. Gene Ontology annotation, biological process: spliceosomal snRNP assembly. The record is from RefSeq and is a predicted model, not a curated record. NCBI's taxonomy places the organism in Eukaryota, Metazoa, Arthropoda, Arachnida, Sarcoptiformes, Oppiidae. Gene Ontology annotation, cellular component: Cajal body. The transcript has 4 exons. Bases 153 to 1805 code for a protein of 550 amino acids.